AUGCCUCAGCCAACCGUCUGGCAAUGGUCGUCCACAUCUUCUCAUUCCCUUCUCCUUCCUCCUCCUCCCUCGGCCGCUUCUUCAGCGGACGGCUUGAAUGUGACCGAAAGGCCACAGACAGCUUGUGAGGACUACAAACCUUCUGCAGCUGAGACAAAAUACUUACUUCAGGAAAAUCUGAUUAACACCUCCCCCCACCCAGUUUGCAGUGAACUGGACUUUCAGAUCUCGGAACGCAGCCACGAGGCUCGCGAGGGCUGCCUGGCCACUCAACCCUCCACACCCUUGGAUCUUAUUUCACACACUUGUCUAAGGACAGGCAAAUUGCUCUGGCGGCAGGUUUCCUGGUUCUGCACAUUCAAAUCCAUCCUCGUCAGUCAUCGCCUCUCCUCAUCACUACUUGCAUGGACUUUAAUCCUUCUCAUCCUGGCCAGUUACCUUACUACUUGUCUGGCCUCACCCAUAGAUUCCGCCGGCGGAAUUAAUUUUACCCAGCAGUGGAAUACUUCCCUCACUCAGGUUGUCACUAGGAGUCCUAUAUCACAGGAGCCUAUCCACCAGAGUGUGGAUGAAGACGACGAACAUAAUGCCUACAACAGGGACCUUUUUCAGGAUCAAAUUGAUCUUUCUGACGACCUUUCUUUGUCCUACCUACAGGACGCGUCUUUGUCUGGACAUGUGGAUGAAAGUGAUCUCAGUGAGGAUUCUGAACACCUUGAGCUGCAGACUGGAACCUAUUUUGUUCAAACUGUUGAUGGCUUAUUGACAGGAAUUGAGGAGCUCAUCAGUUCCGGCAGGGCUGUUGUCUUCAAGGACACCACCCACAGUGGUUUUAAGCAGCUGCAGUACCUGACGCAUGACAAGGCCAUCUACGUUGUGGCUUCUGGGUGA
Molecule: messenger RNA, 891 nt
Organism: Dibothriocephalus latus
Lineage: Eukaryota; Metazoa; Platyhelminthes; Cestoda; Diphyllobothriidea; Diphyllobothriidae
Source: the annotation of a GenBank genome assembly